Brachypodium distachyon (stiff brome) is the source of this 1811-nucleotide messenger RNA. Its product is annotated as cold-responsive protein kinase 1. Bases 380 to 1588 code for a protein of 402 amino acids. Gene Ontology annotation, biological process: protein phosphorylation. Gene Ontology annotation, molecular function: ATP binding; protein kinase activity. NCBI's taxonomy places the organism in Eukaryota, Viridiplantae, Streptophyta, Magnoliopsida, Poales, Poaceae. The transcript has 6 exons. The record is from RefSeq and is a predicted model, not a curated record.
ACUUGUUUAUUUUUUGACAGCUACUUAACCAACUUGUUACUCCACUCCACAGGCGAGCUAAAAAGAGGUUUUUUUGAGCUUGAAAGAGGAAGGCUUUUGGCUUUCCGACGAUGGAUUAGAGAGUAGAGAGAGGGAAAAGUGGGAGAGGAAAGAAUCGCCGUUCCCAAGUCGAUGUUCCAGAUUUCACCUCCAAUUCCAAAUCCCCCGUCUCUUGUUCCAUCAGUCUCCUCGCCGGCUGGUUCCUUCCCGGACACCCCAAGGGCGCCACUCGGUUCUCAAGCUCCGGGCGACCCUGAAAGGACGCAGGCGGAUCGACAUCAGGAAUUCAGCUUCAAGUUAGUCUGUGUCUUUGGUUAUUUCCACAAUUUGGUUUACGAAUAUGUCUUGUUGUUUUAUGUGUGGAAAGGACAUUAAACAAAGUAUUGAAGGUGAGGAAGUUCCAGGAGGAAAUAAGGUGAGAACCUUUUCUUAUAAUGAGCUCAGAAAAGCUACACAUGAUUUUAGUGAGGCAAACAAGAUCGGCGAAGGCGGUUUUGGUUCUGUUUUCAGGGGAAGGCUUAAAGACGGCACAAUUGUUGCGGUAAAGGUGCUUUCUGCCACUUCAAAGCAAGGCAUCCGAGAGUUCUUUACUGAACUCACGGCAAUUUCUGAUAUUGUGCAUGAAAACCUCAUCACCUUAGUCGGUUGCUGUGCUGAAGGGUCCCAUAGGAUCCUUGUGUACAACUAUCUUGAGAACAACAGCCUUGCACACACACUGCUAGGUGACAUACCGGUCUACUACUGUGUCCUUCAUGGAUCAUAUUAUCCUUUACUACUAUCUUACUUAAGUAUGUUAUAUGGUAUUGCAGGAAAAGGUUAUAGCAGCAUUCGAUUCAAUUGGAGAGUUCGUGUUAAAAUUGCUCUAGGGGUUGCGCAUGGGCUUGCUUUUCUUCAUGAGGAAAUCCGUCCUCCAAUAAUCCAUCGGGACAUAAAGGCAAGCAAUAUUCUUCUCGAUAAGGAUCUCACCCCCAAAAUUUCUGAUUUUGGGUUGGCAAGGCUCCUUCCUCUAAAUGCAACUCAUGUGAGCACCCGUGUUGCAGGAACAAUAGGAUACCUGGCCCCUGAAUAUGCUGUCAGAGGACAAGUGACAAAGAAGUCAGAUAUUUAUAGUUUCGGUGUUUUGCUGUUGGAAAUUGUUAGUGGCAGGUGUAACCACAAUAAUAGAUUGCCUUAUGAAGACCAAUUUCUGCUUGAGAGGACAUGGAGACAUCAUGAGCAAGGGCAGCUCGAGAAGAUCAUAGAUGCAGAUCUAGAGGAUGACCUGGACGUCGAGGAGGCAUGCCGAUUCUUGAAGGUUGGCCUACUGUGUACUCAAGACGCAAUGAAACUCCGUCCCAACAUGACCAACAUCGUCCUGAUGCUGACAGGAGAGAAAGGCGUCUCCACAGAUAUGAUCACGAAGCCCGCCGUGAUUAGCGACAUGGGAGACAUCAAGGUCAACAACCAGCAGAGACCUGAUGAUACACAUUCUCCCACGAUGAGAUCCUUCACAAUCACUGAACCAUCAACAGUCGCAUCAUCUGAAGCGACAACAGAGCCAUCGCCAUGAAAAAGUACAUCCAGAAUGCAUAUCCUUUUGUUGUACAUUAUCAUGCUAGACUAGAUAGACAGUGUAUGUUCGGUUGAGUGAUGCAGAUGGUGAGAAUUUUGCAUUCCUCUUGUUUGGUUGUGUUCUGUAUGUUGUUUUGUUCUACGAAUAUUUUGCAAUUACAUUAUGGCAGAAUCAAAAUCUUACGAGUUCUCUUGAUGUUAUAUUUGAUUUUACGACUGUA